CAAGUACACUCUAAAAUAGUGGGGGUAUGUGUCAUUUAUUUCCCUUUCUUCCCUUUACCAGGCGCGUUCGCAGCAGCAGCAGCGGCUUCCUCAUCUGCCAGCAAGGCCUGGAUAUCCUUCUCGGCGAGCCAGCCAUGGACAGCAUCAAUCACCUUACCCAGGGUGUCACCACCCCUGAGCACAUCUGGUAGAUUGUGGACGUCAAGCCCGGCCCUAUGGUCGGUACACCUGUCCUGGCCAUAGUUGUAGGUUCUGAUUUUAUCGCCCCGUGUAAGCUGCGCUGAUGACAACACGCUGCUUCUUAGUGCCCUAGCGGCCUCUUCUCUGGCCUCACGCCUUUUCUGUGCAAUUCUUGAUCGAAGUAACCUCCAGGCAUCGGCUCGAUUGGUGUGUUGUGAACGAGAAUCCUGCAUGCUGACGGUGAUGCCCGUGGGAAUGUGCGUCAACCGAAUAGCAGACUCUGUUUUGUUGACGUGCUGUCCUCCUGCUCCGCUGGCUCGCAUCUUUUCAGAUUUCACCUCGGCCGGGUCGAUGUAGAAGUCACUCUCCGGGUUGUCCCAGUCACCAUCAGAGGCUGUGGCGUUCUCAGCGAAAGACGGCAGCACCCAGACGGCUACAGCACUCGUAUGAGUCCUUCCACUCUUCUCCGUUGCCGGGACACGCUGAACCCGAUGCAUGCCCGCUUCACCACGGAAGUGGGCAUACGCUCCCUCCUCCAUCACCUCAAGUACAGCUUCCUGAAGGGCUGUCUCCCCAUCACCUCCCUUUUCGCCGGUACUGUCGGCGGCCAAGUACUGUACAACCUUUGUGCGGAAGCCUUUAUUGGCGCAAUACGCUUGGUACAUCUUGAAUACCGAGUCGGCAAAGAAGCGACCUUCGGUUCCUCCUGGCCCAGGGACGACUUCAAUGAGGCACGGCAUGUCGGCGAAGGGAUGCUUGGGAGUCAAAGCCACGGACAGAUUCCGACUCGACUCAGCCAGCUGCUCAUUGGUAGCCGCGAGGUCCUCUUGCGCCAUCUCCCGCAUUUCAGCAUCGUCUGACUUCAAGAGCCCCUCCAGCUCCCGGAGAGAAGCCUUGGCAUGCUCGAACUUCUUGAAGGCCUCUGCGAUCCUGUGGACUUCGCCUGCACGCUUUGCAAUCUUCUCGUCAAAGUUGUCAGCUAGUUGUGCCGUCAAUUGAUCGUGUUCGGCGGUAAGAAAUCUUGCGCGGUCGAGGAGAGCUGGGGGAAGCUUGAAGGAGUCUACUCGCGCUGUUAGCAGAAAACCAUAACGGCAAUCAACGUUACUUUACCUGUGCUAGCCCUCCGUAGAAACUGCUGCGAAAAGCCGAUUCGCCUGAGCGAUCGCACGCAGCUUCGACACACCCAUGGUGCCGCCAACAUUGUCGUAGUUUUAAGUUACAGGCAUCAGCGCAGAAUCUCUCAGGAACCGCCUGCCCAACCAGAGCUGCUGACACUGGACUCAGACGGGCCCUGCAGCUUCUCAUCCAAUCCUCGAAAUUUCCCGGCAGGCAACGCUCUUCUGCCGCUCUUCUCCGCCUUCUGGAAGUUGGUGGGUGGAGUCAUACACCCUUGUUCCAAGUGCCCCUCCCCCACCAUAAUGGGUGGUGAAUUGGACACGGCAUGAUAGGACGACUCAGCGGCGGUCCGGCAGGCGCAUUGUGAUCUCUUCUGACUUUUUGACUCACCUCUAUCGUUUUUCACCUACUUUUUACUUGUUUACCGGCUUCUUUCUUUUCUCAACACUGUUCGACAUCGAUACUAUGGCCGAAACCGCCAAUGCCGUGGCUCUCAAUGAGUCCCAAGUCCCCGAAGUCCCGGCCGAAGCCGCUGCCCAAGGGUCCAAGCAGACAGUUGAUCCCUGGAACGUUCAAGGGGAGGUCGGCGCAGACGGCCAGAUCAAGGCAAUCAACUACGACAAGCUGAUUGAGGAGUUUGGCACCAAGAAGAUUGACGAGGAGCUCCUCGCCAGGUUCGAGCGCGUAACGGGGAAGAAGCCACACCAUUUCCUCCGCAGAGGCAUCGUCUUUUCGCAUCGCGACUUCGAGCUUAUUCUCGACCGAUACGAGCGCAAUGAGCCAUUCUUUCUGUACACUGGACGUGGGCCCUCGAGCGACUCCAUCCAUGUUGGACACUGCACGCCCUUUAUGUUUACAAAAUGGCUUCAGGAUACCUUUGACGUUCCUCUUGUAAUCAUGUUGACGGACGACGAAAAGUACCUGUUCUCGGAGAAGCGCACAAUUGAGGAAGUUCAAGGGUACUGCGACAGCAAUAUUCGGGACAUUAUCAGCAUGGGCUUUGACCCAAACAAGACAUUCAUUUUCUCUGAUUACGACUACGUUGGCGGCGCAUUCUAUCGCCAAAUCACGCGGUUAGCGAAGCACAUUACGCUCAACCAAGCGCGUGCCAUUUUCGGCUUCAACGACUCCUCCAACAUUGGCAAGAUUCACUUUGGAAGUAUUCAGGGUGCUGCUGCCUUUGCCAACAGCUUCCCUCACAUUUUCGCGACCCGUGAUGUUGCCGCCAGACUUACCUACCAGGGGGUGCGGUUUGCGAAGCCGUCCCUGAUCCAUUCUUUGUUCUUGCCAGCCCUCCAGGGGCCAGGCACGAAGAUGUCUGCCUCGAUUGAUUCCAGCGCCAUCUUCAUGACCGACACUCCCAACCAAAUCAAGAACAAGGUUAACAAAUACGCCUUCAGUGGUGGCAAGGUGUCCGUCGAGGAGCACCGCGCAGUGGGAGGUGACACAGACGUAGACGUUGCCUACCAGUACCUCCGCUUCUUCCUCGAGGAUGACGAAGAACUUGAGAAGAUCCGGCUCGCCUACUCUAAGGGCGAGCUCCUCACGGGUGAGCUCAAGGCGCUUUGCAUCAAGGAGCUCCAGACUUUCGUCGCGGCCUUCCAGGAGAGGAGAUCCAAGGUCGACGAUGCAGCUGUCAAGCAAUUCACCGACAUCAGACCUCUCACCUGGAUGGGCAACCCCAAAGUACCCAAGGCCGAUAUUGUGGUACCAAAGCUAGAAGGUGCUGAGGGUGCCGAGGGCGGUGAUGGGAAACUCACAAAGAACCAAUUGAAGAAGCUGGAAAAGCAGAGACAGAUAGAGGCGAAGAAGGCCCAGAAGGCCAAGGAGAAGGAGGGUUCUGCCGCUGCUUAG
Podospora pseudocomata is the source of this 3150-nucleotide messenger RNA. It is a transcript of the gene WRS1, whose product is annotated as tryptophan--tRNA ligase. Lineage: Eukaryota; Fungi; Ascomycota; Sordariomycetes; Sordariales; Podosporaceae. The transcript is spliced from 6 exons. Gene Ontology annotation, molecular function: tryptophan-tRNA ligase activity; ATP binding. Gene Ontology annotation, biological process: tryptophanyl-tRNA aminoacylation. The record is from RefSeq and is a predicted model, not a curated record. Gene Ontology annotation, cellular component: cytoplasm. The coding region runs from base 1762 to 3150 and encodes 462 amino acids.